This is a messenger RNA of Theobroma cacao (cacao), 2384 nucleotides long. Its product is annotated as RNA-binding (RRM/RBD/RNP motifs) family protein. Gene Ontology annotation, molecular function: mRNA binding. The record is from RefSeq and is a predicted model, not a curated record. Lineage: Eukaryota; Viridiplantae; Streptophyta; Magnoliopsida; Malvales; Malvaceae. Gene Ontology annotation, biological process: regulation of translation.
AGAGAGAGAGAGAGAGAGAGAGAGAGAGAGAGAGAGAGAGAGAGAGAGGGGAGAAGUAGAGAAAAGCCUUUUUAAAGAGAAGGAUAAAAAAUGAGCAACAAAAACUCCUCUUCUGUUUCCAUUGUCAUCAUUUCUCAUCUCAGAUCUUAAUUUGCUUCCCAUUUUCUAAACUGGGUCAUUUCCAAGAUGGAAGCUUGGGUUGUUUUCUGAUUGGUGCAUGAAGUUUUCAGAUGAUCCUAGAUUGGAUUUGACAACUACCCACUUUGUCUUUGAUCAGGUUCUGUCUAUAAUUCAUAAGAAAAGAUAAGAUGGAAUCAGAUCUUGGUAAACUCUUCAUUGGUGGGAUAUCUUGGGACACCGAUGAGGAACGUCUCAAGGAGUAUUUCAGGAAGUAUGGGGAAGUGGUGGAAGCAAUGAUCAUGAGAGAUCGUGUCACAGGUCGUGCCCGUGGCUUCGGUUUCGUUGUCUUUGCUGAUCCUGCUGUUGCUGAGAGGGUAAUUAUGGAUAAGCAUAUGAUUGAUGGUCGCACGGUUGAGGCAAAGAAGGCUGUUCCUAGGGAUGAUCAACACAUUCUAAACAGGAACGUGAGUAGCAUUACUGGAUCUCCUGGUCCUGGACGCACAAAAAAGAUUUUUGUUGGAGGUUUAGCAUCUACAGUCACCGAGGGUGACUUUAAGAAGUACUUUGAUCAGUUUGGUUCAAUUACUGAUGUUGUGGUGAUGUAUGAUCAUAACACGCAGAGGCCGAGAGGGUUCGGCUUCAUUACUUAUGAUUCAGAGGACGCGGUAGACAGAGUCCUGCAUAAAACAUUCCAUGAACUCAACGGGAAAUUGGUUGAGGUCAAGAGGGCAGUUCCUAAAGAACUAUCUCCAGGCCCCAGCCGCAGCCCUAUGAUUGGAUAUAAUUAUGGCUUGAGUAGGGCUGCCAACUUCCUCAAUAGUUACGCUCAGGGAUAUAAUCUUAGCCCACUUGGAGGAUUUGGAGUCAGGAUGGAUGGUAGGUUUAAUCCUCUUGCUAGUGGUCGAACUGGGUUUCCUCCAUUUAGUACCACUGGAUAUGGAAUAGGUAUGAAUAUGGAACCAGGAAUGAGUCCAAGCUAUGGUGGGAGUUCCAACUUUGGCAACGGUCUUGGAUAUGGGAGAAUAAUUAGUCCCUAUUACAGUGGGAAUUCAAACAGGUAUAACACACCUAUUGGCUAUGGUGUAGGAAGUGGAAGAAAUGAUUCUGUUUUGAGCUCUGCUACUAGGAAUGUCUGGGGAAAUGGAGGCCUAAGCAAUGCCACAAAUGCUUCCAGCCCUGGUGGUUACUUGGGGUCUGGAAGUGGGAGUUUUGGUUCUUUAGGAAAUAGUGGAGUAAAUUGGAGCCCUUCUCCUGCACAAAGUGGAGGGAAUGCUUCUGGCUAUACUGGGAGUGCUGGUUAUGGGAAUGCUGAUGAUAACUAUGGUUUGGGAGGGGUAGGAUAUGGAAGAAACGGUGCAACUGUUGCAGCUCCAACAUCAUCAUUUGCUGGGUCAACUGGUAGUUUUGAGGGGUCCUAUGGGGAUAUCUACCGCAGUGGUUCAGUUUAUGGUGACUCAACUUGGCGGUCUGCAACUCCUGACUUAGAUGGCUCUAGCUCAUUCAGUUAUGGGCUUGGCAAUAUAUCUUCAGAUGUUGCUGUGCGAACUUCUGAGGAUUAUGUUGGAAGUUACAGUGUUGCAAGUAGACAGUCUAAUAGAGGAAUUGCUGCCUAGGAGAGCUGUUACUUGGAUAUCAGAAGUUAUAAUGUAGGUUUGAAUGAAUUUGCGCAAACAGGUGAAAAGUUUGUGAAUUUGAUACAACUGCCUCAGUACUAUGUCAGCUUACACGGAAAUUGAUCUUAUAGCACUAACGAGGGUUAUUGAUUUGAAAUAUACACAUUCAGAGUGAGCAGUUACAAGGGAUUUUGUGUAAGGUUUGAGAUUUGAUUUUUUUUGCUUUUUUAUUUUUAAUAGUGAAAAUUUAGGUCCUUUCUUGGCAUUUGAGUGAGGUGUAAAAUCAGAUUGCGGGAUAUAUACUCCGGAUGAUUGGUUCCAAUUAAUGUACCAUGCAUCUCCAGCAAGGCGUGCCGGUAGUAGUACAUCAAAACAAUAGGGUAUUAAUUUUUUUUCCUUUUUUUUUGGUAAUUUUUUCAGCUGCUGUAAUGCCUGGCAGAGUUGCUGGUUCUUGUCCUUAUAUUUCCUUCAUAUUAUCUGGGAUUGUUUUUCUCUCAGAAUUGUAAGGACUUUCUGUUCAAUUUACUAGUGUGAAACAUUAGAGGGAUAUCCAUAUAAAAUCCCAAUCAAAUAAGUUACAAAGUAUUCUGAUUCAUUUGUUAUUUACAUCAAACAACUUUAUUCGCCAUAUAUGUAAUAACUGUUUGCUUU